AUGUCGAACGCCCUGGUUCAGCUUGGCGAGUCUAUGAAUCAGAUACAGUCGCAGAUGUAUCAUACAGCUGUAUUCUCUAAAGGGAAAAGUUCCAUAUUCGCCAAGGAAAAAGUUCCAUAUUCGCCAAGGAAAAAGUUCCAUAUUCGCCAAGGAAAAAGUUCCAUAUUCGCCAAGGAAAAAGUUCCAUAUUCGCCAAGGAAAAAGUUCCAUAUUCGCCAAGGAAAAAGUUCCAUAUUCGCCAAGGAAAAAGUUCCAUAUUCGCCAAGGAAAAAGUUCCAUAUUCGCCAAGGAAAAAGUUCCAUAUUCGCCAAGGAAAAAGUUCCACAUUCGCCAAGAAAAAAGUUCCACAUUCGCCAAGUAAAAAGUUCCACAUUCGCCAAGGAAAAAGUUCCAUAUUCUCCAAGGAAAAAGUUCCAUAUUCUCCAAGGAAAAAGUUCCAUAUUCUCCAAGGAAAAAGUUCCAUUUUCUCCAAGGAAAAAGUUCCAUUUUCUCCAAGGAAAAGUUCCAUAUUCUCCAAGGAAAAAGUUCCAUAUUCGCAAAGGAAAAAGUUCCAUAUUCUCCAAGGCGAUAAGUUCCAUAUUCUCCAAGAAAAAAGUUCCAUAUUCUCCAAGUGGAAAAGUUCCAUAUUCUUCCAGGGAAAAGUUCCAUAUUCUCCAAGGGGAAAAGUUCCAUAUUCUCCAAGGGGAAAAGUUCCAUAUUCUCAAAGGGGAUAAGUUCCAUAUUCUCCAAGGAAAAAGUUCCAUAUUCUCCAAGGAAAAAGUUCCAUAUUCUCCAAGGAAAAAGUUCCAUUUUCUCCAAGGAAAAAGUUCCAUUUUCUCCAAGGAAAAGUUCCAUAUUCUCCAAGGAAAAAGUUCCAUAUUCGCAAAGGAAAAAGUUCCAUAUUCGCAAAGGAAAAAGUUCCAUAUUCGCAAAGGAAAAAGUUCCAUAUUCUCCAAGGCGAUAAGUUCCAUAUUCUCCAAGAAAAAAGUUCCACAUUCGCCAAGUAAAAAGUUCCACAUUCGCCAAGGAAAAAGUUCCAUAUUCUCCAAGGAAAAAGUUCCAUAUUCUCCAAGGAAAAAGUUCCAUAUUCUCAAAGGAAAAAGUUCCAUAUUCUCCAAGGAAAAAGUUCCAUUUUCUCCAAGGAAAAAGUUCCAUUUUCUCCAAGGAAAAGUUCCAUAUUCUCCAAGGAAAAAGUUCCAUAUUCGCAAAGGAAAAAGUUCCAUAUUCUCCAAGGCGAUAAGUUCCAUAUUCUCCAAGAAAAAAGUUCCAUAUUCUCCAAGUGGAAAAGUUCCAUAUUCUCCAAGUGGAAAAGUUCCAUAUUCUCCCAGGGAAAAGUUCCAUAUUCUCCAAGGGGAAAAGUUCCAUAUUCUCCAAGGGGAAAAGUUCCAUAUUCUCAAAGGGGAUAAGUUCCAUAUUCUCCAAGUGGAAAAGUUCCAUAUUCUCCAAGUGGAAAAGUUCCAUAUUCUCCUAGGGAAAAGUUCCAUAUUCUCCAAGGGGAAAAGUUCCAUAUUCUCCAAGGGAAAAAGUUCCAUAUUCUCCAAGUGGAAAAGUUCCAUAUUCUCCCAGGGAAAAGUUCCAUAUUCUCCAAGGGGAAAAGUUCCAUAUUCUCCAAGGGGAAAAGUUCCAUAUUCUCCAAGGGGAAAAGUUCCAUAUUCUCCAAGGGGAAAAGUUCCAUAUUCUCCAAGGGAAAAAGUUCCAUAUUCUCCAAGGAAAAAGUUCCAUAUUCUCCAAGGAAAAAGUUCCAUUUUCUCCAAGGAAAAAGUUCCAUUUUCUCCAAGGAAAAGUUCCAUAUUCUCCAAGGAAAAAGUUCCAUUUUCUCCAAGGAAAAAGUUCCAUUUUCUCCAAGGAAAAGUUCCAUAUUCUCCAAGGAAAAAGUUCCAUAUUCGCAAAGGAAAAAGUUCCAUAUUCGCAAAGGAAAAAGUUCCAUAUUCGCAAAGGAAAAAGUUCCAUAUUCUCCAAGGCGAUAAGUUCCAUAUUCUCCAAGGAAAAAGUUCCAUAUUCUCCAAGUGGAAAAGUUCCAUAUUCUCCAAGUGGAAAAGUUCCAUAUUCUCCCAGGGAAAAGUUCCAUAUUCUCCAAGGGGAAAAGUUCCAUAUUCUCCAAGGGGAAAAGUUCCAUAUUCUCCAAGGGGAUAA
This is a messenger RNA of Procambarus clarkii (red swamp crayfish), 2112 nucleotides long. Lineage: Eukaryota; Metazoa; Arthropoda; Malacostraca; Decapoda; Cambaridae. The record is from RefSeq and is a predicted model, not a curated record.